AUAAACUACUCGUACCCAGAGGACUGAGAUUAGAGAUAGGCAGGCAGGAAGGUUAGUUGGUACUAUUAAGCACAACCUUUCGACACUGCGUUUUUAUUUUCCUUGGUGCCCACACCCCAGAAAGAAAUCUGGCAAAUCUUGGGGGAUUGAGGGCUCGCUUGUCGUUGAAGCAAGCUAUAUCAGGCUACGAAGACGACGACGAGGUGUGCAGGCCUUGGCGUCGCAGGAUUUUCAUGGCGUUCACGUGGGGCUCCGCCCUCAGGAUCACCCUCCUCCUCCUCAUCCUCGCGGCCGUGGUCACCGCUUGCUUCACUCUCCCCGUCGACAAGAUUCUGAAGGACUUUUUAUUAUGGGUUGAACAGGAUCUUGGACCUUGGGGUCCUGUUGUGCUGGCUGUUGCGUACAUUCCUCUGACAGUGUUGGCUGUUCCAGCAUCAGUGUUAACACUCGGUGGUGGUUAUCUUUUUGGGCUGCCUGUGGGCUUUGUAGCCGACUCUAUCGGUGCUACUGUUGGUGCAGGGGCUGCAUUUCUUCUCGGCAGAACGAUUGGGAAAUCAUUCGUUGUUUCCAAGUUGAAGGAUUAUCCACAGUUCCAGUCAGUUGCAAUUGCAAUUCGCAGAUCUGGAUUUAAGAUCGUUUUGCUGCUUCGGCUUGUUCCCUUGCUGCCAUUUAGCAUGUUGAAUUACCUCCUAUCUGUGACCCCUGUUCCAAUAGGAGAAUACAUGCUGGCUUCCUGGUUAGGAAUGAUGCCAAUAACCCUUACAUUAGUUUAUGUCGGAACAACUCUCAAGGAUCUUUCUGAUGUGACACAUGGAUGGAGUGAGUUUUCAAAGACCCGUUGGGCAUCUAUCAUAUUGGGACUGGCAGUAUCUGUGGUUCUGAUUAUUUGUGUCACUAAAGUUGCCAAGGCUGCUUUGGAAAAAGCUUUGGCUGAAAAUGAGGACAUCGAUGGCAUUUUAGCAUCUCCUCAGCUACCCGUUGCAGCUGAACUGCCUGUGGAUCUCAGCCAGCCUCUCAUAAUCAAGAUAGAUCCUUCCAGAGACGAUCAUGAAAACUAAUAAAUAAUCUAUGUAAAUUCUUCCCCUGACUUCAUUUGAAGGCCAUUGCCAGGUUUAAUAUCUUCGGCAUUUGAUUCCUGUGGCACUGUCUUCAUCUGUACAGUCCCUUAAUUUAGCACUUUAUUUUUGCUCAGAGAUUGCUGAAUCUAGAAAGAUUAUAAGUGUA
Juglans regia (Persian walnut) is the source of this 1224-nucleotide messenger RNA. Its product is annotated as TVP38/TMEM64 family membrane protein slr0305-like. The transcript is spliced from 9 exons. The record is from RefSeq and is a predicted model, not a curated record. The coding region runs from base 234 to 1058 and encodes 274 amino acids. NCBI's taxonomy places the organism in Eukaryota, Viridiplantae, Streptophyta, Magnoliopsida, Fagales, Juglandaceae. Gene Ontology annotation, cellular component: membrane.